Molecule: messenger RNA, 4641 nt
Organism: Hyalella azteca
Lineage: Eukaryota; Metazoa; Arthropoda; Malacostraca; Amphipoda; Hyalellidae
Gene: aux
Product: cyclin-G-associated kinase
Exons: 26
Coding region: 68-3964 (1298 amino acids)
Biological process (GO): positive regulation of Notch signaling pathway; protein phosphorylation; regulation of clathrin-dependent endocytosis
Cellular component (GO): cytoplasm
Molecular function (GO): ATP binding; AP-2 adaptor complex binding; protein serine/threonine kinase activity
Source: RefSeq, a predicted model, not a curated record
GAAGCGAGGAGGAUUUGUUCUAUUUAUCCGUGAUUUACAUAAUUAUUAAGCAAUAUAUGCAGUGAUCAUGUCAGAUUUAUUCAAGACUGCACUAGGAUACCUCGGCAGUGAAGGCUCUAACUCGGAUGACUAUGUCGGCCAGCAAGUUGAGGUAGCAGGGCUCAAGCUGCGCAUCAAAAAAGUUAUUGCUGAAGGAGGUUUUGCAUUUGUGUAUGUUGCACAAGACACUGCCAGUGGGCGACAUUAUGCUCUCAAGCGCCUGUUGGCAGCUGACGAUGCUUCAUGUGCUGCCAUCAAUCAAGAGAUAGCUUUUGCCAAGCAACUCUCUGGCCAUCCCAGCAUCGUGGAGUUCAUCGGUUGUGAGAUUAUUGACAAGAACUCGAGUAACCAGGGCAGAACUGAGUUCCUGCUGCUAACUGAGCUAUGUUCAGGAGGGUCCAUGAUAGAUGCUUUACGUGCCCUGGAAGACACUCGCCUGUCACUAGACCAAGUGUGUGCUGUGGUCUACCAGACCGCGAGAGCUGUGCAGCACAUGCAGAUGCAAAGCCCCCCAAUCCUGCACCGAGACCUGAAGGUGGAGAACCUCCUCAUCAGCGACGAGGGGACGAUAAAGCUCUGCGACUUCGGCUCCGCCACCACCACGGAGCACUUCAUCGAUGACUCCUGGAGCGCUCAACAGCGUGCCAUGCUGGAGGAUGAGAUGGCGUCUCACACAACGCCCAUGUACAGAGCGCCUGAGAUGCUGGACACGUGGAACAAUUAUCCUAUAACAGGCAAGGCGGACAUUUGGGCCUUAGGUUGCAUCACGUACUACCUGUGCUACCUCAAACAUCCUUUUGAAGACUCGGCCAAGUUGAGGAUAAUCAACGGGAACUACAGCCUGCCCAGCAAGGACGGGCGCUACGAGUGCCUGCACGCCCUCCUGCGCGGGAUGCUCACCGUCGACCCCCGCCUGCGCUUCUCCGUCAGCGACGUCCUAGAGCGCCUUGCUGCCGUCGCCGAGUCCAAGGGCUUCAGCUUCAGGAGUCCUCUGAAGCUGAAGCAUGUCCCUAUAGACUGCUUCACGCCAGUUCACCAGCCAGAGACCAGCAGACUAAGUCUGUUCUCAGAGAUCGUGUGUUUGCAGUUCACCUUUCACCAGUCAGAGACCAGCAGACUAAGUCUGUUCUCGAGCUCUGCAAGUCAGCAGUCCCCGCCGCAGACAGACCCUCGCAGACCUCCUCAGGCGGCGCCUGAAGGCAGACCUGCGCCGCCGCCGCCACAGAAUCAAGCAGGCGGUGGAGGGCUGUUCUCGUCAAUCAAGGGUUACUCGGGGAGCCUCUUCAGGAACAUCAAGGAUACCUCGUCUAAAGUUAUCUCCACCGUGUCUCAAUCGAUGGUUCGCUCAGACCUGGACAUGACGUACCUCACGUCGCGCCUCAUCGUCAUGUCCUUCCCUGCUGAGGGCUUAGAGGCCGCCUACCGCAGCCAUAUUGACGACGUCAGAGCUGUGCUGGACGGUCGUCAUGGCGGCCACUACACCGUGUACAACGUGUCAGGCCGCCACUACAGUGGCCGCUACACUGGCGGGACGCUGACACAUCUUGCGUGGCACGCGCGCCGCCCGCCGCCCCUACACGACCUGUACAGCGCCUGCACUAACGUCGCCACCUACCUCGCUGGCGACUCAUGCAGAGUGGCCGUGCUGCACUGUAUGGCGAGUAGAGGAGUCUGCCACUACAGGCGAGUAGAGGAGGCAGUCUGCCACUACAGGCGAGUAGAGGAGGCAGUCUGCCACUACAGGUACCUCGGCUACGUCAAGAGGCUGGCGCGAGGACAGCUGCCUCACAGCGCCUCCCUCAGCCUGCACUGCCUCAGCCUGCAGCCUGUGCCUGCGUGUACACAGCGCAGCUUGCGUGCUCUGUGUAAGCUGUAUUCUGAUGAANGCCAGGUGCUGUCAUACAUCACAGUCUUCCCUGUCACUGCUGGCCAGGUGCUGGUCCCCCUCAACGUACAUGUGCGUGGCGACGUGUGCGUGAUCGUGUACCACGCACGGCGCAUCAUGGGCAAGCUCACGUGCCUGAAGGUGGCGCAGCUGGCGCUGCACACGGGCUACCUCGGCAGGGGCGACACGUGCCUCGACUUCCCUCUCCAAGACCUGGACGAGGUGACGGAGGUGGACCGCUUCCCGGACAACUUCCACCUCACACUCAAAGUUAGCGUGGGUGCCCCGUCCCCUUCAACGUCCCCAGCCCCGUGGGACGCCCACGUCGCGGGGUCGACGCCCUUCAGCCCCACCCUCCUCUUCUCCUCCGCCAUCGAGCGCGAAGAAACCACCGAGAAGUUCUCCCAUGCGCCGCCCCCAAGACCACCUGGGCCCUUGGGGUCUCAAGAGGCCUCGGGGUCUUCUGGGGUCUCGGGGUCCCAUGGGUCCUUGGGGUCGUCUGGUCCCUUGGAGUCUUCUGGGCCCUCAGGAUCUCCGGGUCCCGGCAAGCGACCCCCACCACCCAGGCCACCUGGACCGUCUACGGACUCGCCUCCUCUGCCGCCUCGUGGCGCGUUUGUUGCCGCCCCGCCGUCCCGACCACCGCCUCCCGCCGCCCACGCCUCCAACGACAUCAGACCGCCAUCUCCCGCCCCGCCACCGCCACCACAUCUUGUUGAAGACGUUGACUUUUUGAACCUGAGCAGCAGCUCUCACGAGCCACAUGAGGUGGCGCCUGCGGGUGUCGAGGACGAGCUACAGCUCCUGGACAUCGCGGGCGGCGUCAAGAAGAACCUCAGCAACUACGACCUCCUCAGCGGCAUGGGCGAGCCCGCGCCCACUCAGGGUACUGACGCUCUUUUCGACGCGUUCACGGACCACACAAAUUUCACGGACCACACGAACUUGACGGACCACAACCACAGGCCCCCAAGCCCUGCUCCCCAAGGGGACAUCUUCUCCGAGUUCCUCUCAGCCAGCGACCCCGCGCCUCCCUCAGCACAGCCUGAUGUGGACCUGUUCAGCAGCUCGCCGUGUGCCGGGAUUAACGGGGCGCUAGAUGGCGUCAUGCCCUGCCAGCCUCCCCCAUCACCGCCUCCUGCAGGUCCGCCUCUUCCAACAGGCCAAGGCCCCGUGAAGCCAAGCGACCCGUUUGCUGACCUCAUGGCGGGCAGUUGGCUCUCUGAGAAGAACACCCCCACAGGGAGCGUCUCCCACUCCCCCAUGAUGGGGUCACCUGCCCGUCCACCCAGACCUGCCCCUCCUGCUGGGGCAGCUUGGCAGCCUAACGUUCCUCUCUCGUCACAACCUUACACUCCCAGACACGCGCCGCCGCCGUCUGCACAGCCAAACUUCGGUGCUCCAACACAACCAACUUUUGGUGCUCCAACCCAACCAAGUUUUGCUGCUCCAACCCAACCAAGUUUCGGUGCUGCAACACAACCAAGUUUUGCUGCUCCAACCCAACCAAGUUUUGGUGCACCGACUCAACCUAAACCAAGUUUUGGUGCCGCGACACAACCAAACUACGGGCGGACUAAUUUUGACAAUUUGGCUGGUGGCAACAACACCGCAAAAUCGGCGACCUCGACGUUCGAAGACCUGCUGGGUUCCCAGGGAUUCACUUUCACGUCUUCCAAGGAAAGCUCCGCGCCCAAGACUAUGGCUCAGAUGAAGCAGGAAGAGAUGGUCAAAACCAUGGACCCUGACCGCAGGAAGAUGGUGGAAUGGACGGCAGGAAGGGAACACAACAUCAGGGCGCUGCUGUGCUCGCUGUCGUCUGUGCUGUGGGAGGGCGCCAAGUGGCAAGAGUGUGGCAUGCAUCAGCUCGUGCAUCACGGCGACGUCAAGAAGAUGUACAGGAGAGCCUGCCUCGCCGUGCAUCCUGAUAAACUUGCUGGGUCUGAGCACGAGGCGCUCGCUAAGCUCAUCUUCAUGGAGCUCAACGACGCCUACUCGGAGUUUGAGGCGGACCCCGCGCAGCAGCAGAUCUUCAAGUAGGCGCAUGGGGAAGGACAGAUCUUCACCCUCAAGUUGACUGCAAGAUGUGAUCUCCAAGUUUAGUUCUUCUCGCCGUUGCGAGUUCAGCGGUGGCUGAAAUCGACACCAAAACUUGCAUGCCAGGAGCUAUUUUGACCUGUACAGGUCAUUACUGUACAGGAAUGUGCACAUGAUCGGGUGUCAGUCCUUGAUCACCUAGGGUAGCUGUGAACGGCCAUGCUUGAUAUUAUACAUGAAAUUCUCAUCUAAAUGCCCUCAGUCUGCCCUCUAUGUAUGUAUGUUGCUACCCUGCCUCUGAGAUUGUCUUUAGUCUGCGCCCUAAAAAUAAAAAACAUUCGAAGUCUGCACUCAGUACGGCUCUCGAGUUGACUAUAGGCGUCUGCUUCCAUGAUCUUGUUCCUUAAUGUUGUUUGAACUUUAAAUAUUAAAAUGUUAGUGAACGUUGUCUUUGCUGCUGCUUGGACUUGUCUUUGGUGGCUGUACCAAAAUAUAAAUUAUUCAAACCGAAGUCGAUGUCAUGACUAGGUGGGCGAUUGAGGUAAAUCUUGCACUUGCGUUCAAUUUGAUCGUUUUUUAUGUGUUCCACGCGACACUAUUUUCCAUUUGUGAUUGAUACUGACUGGCAAUAUUCCAUUCCAUGUUGAGAACUGUGACCGUAUAUUAAGAUAGUUUAUGGU